Molecule: messenger RNA, 681 nt
Organism: Symbiodinium pilosum
Lineage: Eukaryota; Dinophyceae; Suessiales; Symbiodiniaceae
Source: the annotation of a GenBank genome assembly
AUGUCGGCUCCUUGUCGGCUGCUGCGCGGCCUGAUCCAGAUCUUCGUGCCUGAUAGGCCGAACUUGGACAAGUCCCUGAACCAGCAGUACCGCAUAGCAUUCUACCUGUUCUGGCCGCUGAUUCAGAUUGACCUCUACAUCCUCCGCUUCUACAAAGAUAGUGUACUGGUCUUGCUGGCCUUGAAGGGCUUCAAGUACAUGGAUGCUGCGCGGCGGGUGGAAGGUCUCCUAAACCGGUCCCGGGGGAAGAUCCCCCACCUCACCAAGUUCACCUCCAGGAUCGAGGCUUUCCUCAAGGGCAGCAUGGGCUUCACGAGCAUGGUUUGGGCUUUCUUCCUUUUCCGGGAGCCGCGGCAGGGUGCUUACCACCAGGUGGAGUCCCUGAGCAUGAAGACUUCCAUAAGCAACGUCUUCGUGACUCCGGAGCAUUCGCCUCUGCUGGCAAUGCCAGUGCUUCUGUUGUUCGGUCUCUGGGUUGGUGAUGGCAUGCUCCACCUUGUAACCAUGGCUUCGAAUGCUUUGACUAUCUGUUAUUGCAUUGAUGUGGAGAUGGUGGGCGGUACUGAAACAGAUGCCCUCUAUGCGCCACAAGGCCUUAAGCUGGUCUACAGGGACCUGGGCGGAGGAGAGUCAGAGAGAGAAUUGGCCGAGUUGAUGGCAAAUAAUGCCAUCAUGCAGUAG